AUGAUUUCCCAAAACAAACAUGGUUAUGCCAUUUGUUCCAUCAAGCCAAUCAAAUUCUCCUUUCGUCCACUCUUUGCCCUCUUACUCCUUUUCCUCUUCACCGCCACUCUCACAUCCCGAACCAUGCUCUCACAAAGUAAACUCACACAAAAAAUGAACACCCUUCUUCUAAACUAUGCCACCAUAGACUCCGUUGAAGAACAGUGGAAUCAGGAAAUCCAACAACUUCUCGAUUCAAGCCUCGGAAACGAAUCACGUGUCCCCGUAGCGUUGCGCUCUGCGUUGUUCCAAAGAUAUUUACCCCAUUUUCAAGAGGCUCUUAAUGAUUGGGCCAUGAAAAGGAACAACAAGAGUUCUCAACCCGAUAUCAUGUUAGAACUCACACGCCUAGUGAAGCACCCCAUUGAAAAGCACAAAGGGUUGGUGGGUUCCGAUCAUAAGAAAUACCAAUCGUGUGCGGUUGUUGGGAACAGUGGGAUUUUGUUGAAUACAAAUUAUGGGAAACUAAUCGAUUCCAACGAGGUUGUUAUUCGGUUGAACCAUGCGAGGGUCGAAGGCUUCGAGAACAAAGUAGGGUCGAAAACAAACAUUUCGUUCGUUAAUAGCAACGUAUUGCAUGCGUGUGGGAGAAUAGUGGGGUCAGGGUGCUUAUGUCACACGUAUGGUGCUGACGUGGCAACAAUUAUGUACCUUUGUCAACCAGCACAUAUCAUGGACUACACGGUGUGCAAUUCGUUCAACAAGACCCCUUUAAUGGUCACUGAUCCACGGUUCGAUAUGGUGUGUGCGAGGAUAGUGAAAUACUAUUCUUUGAAACGGUUUGUGAUGGAAACGGGUAUGGGUUUGAAGGAAUGGGGCCCGGCCCAUGAUGAGGCCUUUUUUCAUUACUCUUCUGGGUUUCAAGCGUUUAUGUUGGCUUUGGGAAUAUGUGAAAAAGUAAGCAUGUUUGGGUUUGGGAAAUCUGGUUCCGCCAAGCAUCACUAUCACACUAAUCAAAGAGCUGAACUUCAUCUGCAUGACUAUGAGGCAGAAUAUGCAUUUUACCGUGACAUUGUGGAUGGACAUAGGCCAAUACCUUUUCUUUCGGACGAGUUUCAUAUUCCUCCUGUGCUCAUGUAUCGAUGA
This is a messenger RNA of Abrus precatorius (Indian licorice), 1125 nucleotides long. Its product is annotated as beta-1,6-galactosyltransferase GALT29A-like. Gene Ontology annotation, molecular function: sialyltransferase activity. The transcript has a single exon. The coding region runs from base 1 to 1125 and encodes 374 amino acids. The record is from RefSeq and is a predicted model, not a curated record. Lineage: Eukaryota; Viridiplantae; Streptophyta; Magnoliopsida; Fabales; Fabaceae.